AUGUUCGUGGGUCCGUCAAAAGACCUGAUUGCCGUCGUGUGUGUUGUCGACAAGACACUUUUUAUGAACCUUAGAGCCCUGGGUGGUGAUGGUGUUCACUCCGAAGCUGCUGGGCAGACUCCGGAGACUCUUUCUGUCGGUGGUGCAGGAUUCCAACCUCGGUGGUAUAACCUUAAGGGUUUUGGGAAAUUUGGGGCUGGCGGCAUUCCACGACAUCCACCGUGA
This is a messenger RNA of Suillus plorans, 225 nucleotides long. RefSeq lists its product as uncharacterized. The record is from RefSeq and is a predicted model, not a curated record. The transcript has 2 exons. Bases 1 to 225 code for a protein of 74 amino acids. NCBI's taxonomy places the organism in Eukaryota, Fungi, Basidiomycota, Agaricomycetes, Boletales, Suillaceae.